Mugil cephalus (flathead mullet) is the source of this 3322-nucleotide messenger RNA. It is a transcript of the gene bsdc1, whose product is annotated as BSD domain containing 1. The record is from RefSeq and is a predicted model, not a curated record. The transcript is spliced from 11 exons. Lineage: Eukaryota; Metazoa; Chordata; Actinopteri; Mugiliformes; Mugilidae. Gene Ontology annotation, cellular component: cytoplasm. The coding region runs from base 419 to 1723 and encodes 434 amino acids.
CUGAAGUCGCAAAUUAGUUUCAGUUUUACGAUUUAAUCUGAAAAAGCUCGCUGUCGCAGUGUUCUUGCCGCGUUCUUUACUGUGUUGUGCAUUUAACGAUACCUAGUGUGGUGGCUUUGUUUAAACACUGCGCUCUACAGCUUCCGAAAUCGAUUCAGGAAGUGCGUUUGUUUACCAAAACAUAGCAUAGCUGGCGUUAGCAUAGCCUGGUUAGCUUCCCCGUAUAGCAGUUUGAAUCCAACAGCAACCGUCGUUCGUCGACACACGUUAUUUUCACACGUUACAUUUAUGUUCGGCUUUACACGUAACAUUCACGGCUCGUCUCGACAAAUGAUUUGUUGUGUUGCAGUGUCCGAUAACGUUAGCCAACUCGCUGUCUUGCUAGGCUGCGUUUGAUAGUGAGCUAGAAACCUUGAUAAUGGCAACAGCUGACAGAGAAGGCUGGUGGGGAGGCUGGCUUCAGCAGAGCUUCCAGGCCGUCAAAGAAAAGUCAUCUGAAGCGCUAGAAUUCCUAAAGCGAGACCUGACCGAGUUCUCCACUGUGGUGCAGCAUGACACAGCCUGCUCAAUUGUGGCUACAGCCACUGCUGUCAAGAACAAACUUGCCGUGGAAGGUUCCUCUGAGACAUCCGAAAAGGUGAAGAAGAGCCUGUCUAGUUUCUUGGGGGUGAUAACCGACACUCUUGCUCCACCCCCUGAUAAAACCAUUGACUGUGACGUAAUUACACUGGUGGCGACGCCAGCAGGAACCACAGAAGUUUAUGACAGUUCUAAGGCACGACUCUACAGUUUGCAAGCUGACCCAGCUACGUACUGCAAUGAGCCUGAUGGCCCCCCGGAGCAGUUUGACAGCUGGCUGUCCAGUUUCAGUCUGGAAGAAAAGAAAGGAGAAAUCUCAGAUCUUUUGGUUAACAGCCCCUCUAUACGUGCCCUUUACACCAAAAUGGUGCCAGCAGCCGUAGUCCACUCUGAAUUCUGGCAGAGGUAUUUCUACAAAGUAUUCCAACUGGAUCAGGAGGAGGCAAGAAGAGUGGCGCUAAAGCAGAGGGCAGAGCAGACCACGCACACGGAGACCCUGGGCUGGGAGGAGGAGGAGGAGGAUGAUUUCCUCGGCGCUGCGUCACCAUCCCAACUCCACUUCACACCCCCGUUGGACAGCAGCUCAACGCAACCGGCCAACACCUCGACGACUCCUACAGGGCUGAGCCUGCUGAGCCCCGCCCUGUCCCCGAGCGAAGAGCGCGAUGCCACCCUCUCCAUCAGCAGCGACAGCGUCAGCCUGCCGACGCAGGUGGAAGUCCGGCCGGAGCCCGUCGCCACGGAGCUGGCCGAGAAACUGACGGAGGCCAGCUUGGAGGAUGUUGUAGACAAGACGCAAGAAGAGCAGAAGCCUGGAAAGAGUGACUUGCCCCCUCAAGAGGCUCAAGUGGAAGCCGUAACCAAGCCAGAGGUCGCUCCUGACGGGCCGUCAGCGCGAGCCCCCGCCUCUAAAUCCGAGAACGCAAAGGAAGAGGGGCCGCAGGACCUGAGAGUGUUCGAGCUGAACUCUGAUAGCGGGAAGUCUACGCCCUCUAACAAUGGCAAGAAAGGGUCCAGCACCGAUGUGAGCGAGGACUGGGAGAAAGACUUUGACCUGGACAUGACUGAAGAGGAGGUCCAACUGGCACUCUCUAAAAUAGAAGCUUCUGGAGAGCUGGAUGAAGACUGGGAGAACUGGGACUGAGAGCAACUCCGACACGAACUCUGUCCCGCGAUCAUUAAAGCGAGUUCUCGGCAGACGAACCAUGCUUAACGUGUUUUAACUCUUUGUCCACACUGUCACCAUGUCAUGAUUGUCAGCAGGGGAUUUUCCAGAGGGUUUGGACCAUAUUGGUUGACCUGUUGAAAAGAGCAACAGGAAGACCAAGGCAAUAAGAAUUAGACCGCUCCGCCAGCUGCCGGCUUAGUGCAGAUAGGCCACUAGCGAGGGUAAUGACUCAGGUCUUGGCUAUUUCUUGGAGUAACUUCUCAUUUAGAGGGCGUAAGACACUAGUAAUAGGGAAGGUUGUAAUCAUUCUGACCUUGAAGCUUAAGGACACAUAGUAACAAGUCAGAAUGUGUAAAGUUUCACUGCAGGAAAGAAAGAUUUUUUUCCCAUUUUUCUUCUUGCCAUUAAACAUCAUGUAUGUCGCGUGUAUUUUCAAGUCGACGACUUAAAUGCGGGCUGCAAAAUAGCCAUAAACUGUAAUGCUGCUUGUCAUCUUUCUCAGAUGAAAUACUUUGAAAGUCGAUUUUGAAUGGUGUUGAACGAUUCGCCCCGUCUGUCUCUCUCUCUCUCUCUCCCUCUCUCUUUCUCUAUCUUUCUUGCUCGUCUUUAUUAUGCAAGUGAAUCCUCAAAAUGGAAACUAAUAGUUUGGCCUUCAUUCACGGAGCACUUUUCGUUUUGGAUUCACUCCCAGCUCUAGAUAAAUGGCCUUGUACAACACACAGUAGUGUGAUGAUGCUGUCCAAAUAUUUUUUGUUACAUCAUCUGAAACACAACCAGUGUUGCUAUUAGUUGUUCUUCUCCCUCUCUUCGUCAUGAUGUGUGAUUGAUUGGAAUAUAUGGGCUUGCUGCAGGCUUCAUGUUGGUUUCUCUCACUGGUAACGUGUCACUUGUAUGACUUGAUCUGUUUUCUUUGGAUAGAGGGAAUUCUUUAUUUAUCAAUCGUUGAGAUUGAAGUCAUAAUUGACUUAACAGAGAGGAUUUAAACUGGUCCUGGUGUCCUCAUACCAGAUUCUUUGGCUUGGCUUUAAGUGUAGCAUCUCUUGUUAUUUACGUGCAUAGAAGAAAAGAGACAAAUCUGUGACAUUUUCAGUUUCUCUGUCGGCCCAUGUUUGAAACAAAAUAGCUCAGCAGGCCGUGUGCCAAGUAGACCAAGAAGCUAUGUGAGCACGCUCCAUGCUUUUUCUGAUUUCCCUUUCCGUCAUCUGUAAUGUAAGAGAGAAAAAGAAGCCUAGAGGUGUAAUAUUUAUACUAAAAUAAAAGCGUAAUUAUUGUAAUAUGUGCUUUGGAUUGCAUGUCUGUGCAAUAACAUUAUGCAAAACAUUGUGCAUAUGGUUAGCGUUCAGUUUUUGUUUUUUUUUUCCUAAACACAUUGGCUGUUCUUCAGGUUUUUGUGUUUCCUGACGACGUGUUGCAUGUCUAUAUUUCUCGGCUGCGUACUCCCUUCAGAUUCACACGUUCAACUAAUAGAAGCUGUUCUCAACAUCUGUUUUCAGAGCUGUCAAUUUCUUUUUCUUUUUUUUUUGAUUCACAAUAUUUUUCAAAUGAUCAUUGUCAAUAAAGGAUUCAUGGCUAAUA